CUCGGAGAGUAGUAAGCUGUCACGGUCACCGGCCGGCCUCGCUCCGAUCCUCUCUCUCUCGUUCUCUCACUGAGAAGAAGAGAGAACCAAGUGGUCAGAACUCAGAAGCUUGGCAUAGAAAUCCCUGCUUGGCCACGAUCGCCUUCUUCUAAUCUACAGAUUAUAUUCCUCAUAAACGCUCGUACGUACGUACCAAAUUAUCAAGCAAAGGUCUCCAAAUGGCUGGCCUGUCUCUACAGCAUCCCAUGGCCUUCGCCUUCGGCCUCCUCGGCAACAUCAUCUCCUUCAUGACGUACUUGGCCCCGCUGCCGACGUUCUGCCGGAUCUACAGGAACAAGUCGACGGAGGGGUUCCAGUCGGUGCCGUACGUGGUGGCGCUCUUCAGCGCCAUGCUGUGGAUCUACUACGCGCUGCUCAAGUCCAACGAGUUCCUGCUCAUCACCAUCAACUCCGCCGGCUGCGUCAUCGAGACCCUCUACAUCGCCACCUACCUCCUCUACGCGCCCAACAAGGCAAAGCUGUUCACGGCCAAGAUCCUCCUCCUCCUCAACGUGGGCGUGUUCGGCCUCAUCCUCCUCCUCACGCUGCUGCUCUCCGCGGGGCCGCACCGCGUCGUCGUCCUCGGCUGGGUCUGCGUCGCCUUCUCCGUCAGCGUCUUCGUCGCGCCGCUCAGCAUCAUCCGCCAGGUGGUGCGCACGCGGAGCGUGGAGUUCAUGCCCUUCUCCCUCUCCUUCUCGCUCACCGCCAGCGCCGUCGUCUGGUUCCUCUACGGCCUGCUCAUCAAGGACAAAUACGUCGCCCUGCCAAACGUGCUCGGCUUCACCUUCGGCGUCGUCCAGAUGGGCAUGUACGCGCUCUACCGUAACGCGACGCCCAGGGUGCCUGCUGCCAAGGAGGCGGCGGCGGCGGCGGACGACGGCAACACCUUCAACUUCAAGGCGCCCGGCGAGCAUGUGGUGACCAUCGCCAAGCUGACCGCAGCGGCGCCUGCGACGGCGGCGGAGCUUAUCAUCAAGGCCCGCGACGACGCGCAGCACCCCCCGGAGGAAGAAGCAGCAGCAGCCAAGGCGGCGCCGGCGAAGUCUAAAUUAUUAAUCCCCCUCCCAGAACAUGCGUACGCAUGUAUGUGUAUCAUCCGGUCCGGGUCACAUCAUAAACUAGGCCGUGCGUGCCUGCUCGGUACUAGCACACGCCCGCCCGCCUGCCUGCCCGCCCGCAUGAUCCAAUCGAGCUGCUAUAUACGAAAGGGAUGAAGACGAUGAGAUCUACUCUGAGAGAACCAGAAGGGGGCUAGCUAGGGCCAUGUCUCUCGCCUCAGGUCGUGGGUCUGCUGCUGCUGUUUCAUUUCGUUCUCGCGCAUGGCUGCGCGCGUGUAUUCAUUUUAGUUAGCUACUUGUUGUCCCGUCACCACCUUCGUUCCAUGUAAUAACAACAAAAUAUAUAUAAACAUGGUCAUCGUAAAGCAAAGGUUCCUUUUUUAUCAAAUC
Messenger RNA from Zea mays, 1487 nucleotides. Its product is annotated as sugars will eventually be exported transporter14a. Lineage: Eukaryota; Viridiplantae; Streptophyta; Magnoliopsida; Poales; Poaceae. Gene Ontology annotation, cellular component: membrane. The transcript is spliced from 6 exons. Gene Ontology annotation, molecular function: sugar transmembrane transporter activity. Bases 219 to 1253 code for a protein of 344 amino acids. The record is from RefSeq and is marked provisional. Gene Ontology annotation, biological process: carbohydrate transport.